Messenger RNA from Cyclocybe aegerita, 1404 nucleotides. NCBI's taxonomy places the organism in Eukaryota, Fungi, Basidiomycota, Agaricomycetes, Agaricales, Hemipholiotaceae. The record is from the annotation of a GenBank genome assembly.
AUGAAACGUGAGCCCGUGGUCAAAGUAGAAGCCCAAACCGAGCUGUUCCAUUUCUCGUGUCGACGCGACACCUAUAAUCCUUUGCUGGAUCUGGGGUACACCCUGCAUACAGGUGAUACACCUUUGAAACCCAAGACCUAUUGGAGGUACUUGGGCUUCUACUUUGACCGUGGGCUCACGUUUCAUGAGCACAUUUGCUACUAUGCCACCAAGGCAUUCACCACUGUGCAGGCCAUGCGCAUGCUCGGAAACUCUACCAGAGGUCUCUCACCUAAACAGCGGCACCUCCUUUAUAGGUCAUGCAUGAUUCCCAUUGCCACGUAUGGCUAUCGUCUCUGGUACUUCAAUGGCACCCAUAAUAAAGGUGCCAUGAACCAGCUCAAACGGAUGCAGCGGAAAGCUGCUCUAUGCAUCACAGGUGCCUUCCGCACCUCACCCACAGGCAGUCUUGAGGCCCUCGCCAGUCUUAUCCCCGUCCAUCUCAUGCUAAAGAAGCGAGCAAUGUGUGCAGUGUAUCGUGUCACUACCCCCUCAGACACUCAUCCUCUUCACUCUAUGAUGGGUGAGAGACUCCUUAAGCAGGCUGAGCCACACGCCUGCUCAGCCGCCUUGAUGACCCCAGCCAUGCAAGGAAAAGUCGAGAGCACUGUCAUGGAGGUGGACAAGCAUGUCCACACCUUAACUGAGAGCUUCAAGCCCUUUGCGCCCGAAGCUCGCCCAGGCGACCAGUGCCCAUAUCUAGACAAGCUCAUCACGAAAGCGAGGGCCGACCCACUAACAGUACUGGCUGCUACUGAUGGCUCUGUCCCUCAGUCCAAUCAGUAUCAGGCGGCUUCAGCUGCCAUAAUCUACAAGGGACAUUGCGAGCUUGAAAGAACUUGCUACGUCUCUGGCAGGGUUACCGCACUGGAUGCGGAACUCAAUGCCAUUGUGUGCGCGGUGCGCCUUGCAGUCAAGCAGGCAAACUGCCAACAUAUCAUGGUCUUUACUGACUCUAUGGGCUCAGCCCACAGAGCAGUCGACCCCUCCAUGCACUCUGGUCAGGCUUUCAGUCUGAUCGUACCUACCGAGGCUCUAGACUCGAAGGCAGCCAGGAUCCAGCCAUCGUACCUCAAUGGGGGACCUUGGCUUUCAACCUUCGGACACAGUAUCACUGAGUUCGCUUGUGUUUGCUGGUGUAUAACUGGCCACGCGCCCAUUGGAGCGUAUUAUCGUCACUUCAAGAUCAAUGAGCCUCAUGGCUGCACUUGCGGGGCUGCUCUGCAGUCUCGCCAGCACGUCCUCUUUCACUGCCAUGAUAGAUAUUCUGUACACUAUCCCCGUUUUCUCGGAGAUAUUGCAUCAUUUAUGAAGUACAACCCCACAGUGUUUGGCUUCAAGCAGGACCCCUCAGGUGUCAGAUAA